CUUCCUCAUUGGCUGCGGCCUUCGUCCCUCCCCUUUCGCCGCCCGCCUCUGAGGCAAGAGAAAUGCAAGAGCGAAGGCUGACGGCGUCGCACUACACUUCCCGAAACGCUUUGCGCGGCAGCCGAGAGGGCAGCCUCCGCUGUCGCCCCUUCUCCUGUGGCAAACGGGAAAGUGUCUAGCUGGGGCGUGCGCUCUCCCUCCCUCCUUCCCCGUGCACAACAAGAGCGGCGUGGGGGCUGCGAGGAAUAGGAGGAGGAAGAGCAGCAGCAGAGCGAGCGCUGAGGAGGCUGAGGUGAGCGCGGCGCAUUCGGCCGGCCGCCUGCCCGCUCGCCCGCCCGCCCGGCAGGCUCCUCUUUCCCAGCGUCAGUGGCAACCUCGGGGAGAAGGCAGGCAUCCUUCGGUGGUUCCGGUGCUCCGGGCUGCCCUGAGGCGGUGGCGAGGGGCGCCCUCUGCCCCGGGGCGAGCGGGGAGAGGGUUCUGCAGCAUGAGCAUCAGCAGAGUUGCCCGGAGAACUGCAGCGGAGGCGGCGGCGCAGCUCCUGCUGGCGGCAGCUACCGUGGGCUGCCUCUGGUGCGCGGCAGAGGCCCAGGUGAGAAGGGCUGGCAUCAUGGGGAGCGAGAGGCGGCGGCGGAUGGGUGGCUCGGUGGGAAUCUGCCCGUGGGCUUGUCAGCCAACACUUUCCAUGCCUCCAUAGCAGGGGUUUCCACCGUGUUGCCCUCCAGAUGUGGCCGGACUACAACUCCCAUCGUCCCUCCUGACGGUUGGCCAUGCUGGCUAGAGCCGACGGGCAUUGCAGCCCCACGUUCGGAGGGCACCAUGUUGGCUACCCCUGAUGGACCGCAUCUGGGACGGCAGAGCUGAAGGGAUGCUCUCUCUGGCCUCCCAAACAUAGGGCCACUCGAGGGCUGCACCCUUUCCCCACCUCUCAGGAAGAUUGCCAGGGCAAGGGGGAGGUCAACUUGGCCCCAUCCUUAGGUAUUCCAGGGCUUGAUUUUCUCUUCCCUCCUUCCUGUUUAGUAGACUGUGACCCUGGACGCAAGGAUUGUGCUCUUUUUACAGCGCUGAGAAAAUUUCGGGUGCUUUAUGAAGCGUUUAUUAAGAUGUCCAAUUCUCUGGACGGCCUUCCAGCAGGUGUGGGCCUGAUCCUGCCUGUUCAGUGGCUCCUCUUUUUAGCUGUGAGAGUAGAGAUGCAAGCAGCUUUAGUGAAUCGGAGACAACAGCAGCAUCUUUAAUAAGGGUUUCCAAAUCCUUCCUUUCCUCAGUAAGAUACAGUUGAGGUCUUCCUUGGGGAGAUGCGAUCAGUUGUGUUUGCUCUGCCUUGGCUUGGCAGAUGUUUGAUGCUAAUUUGUAAUUGAGCCAAGAGUGUGUCAAAUGGGAUUAUAUUAUAUCAGGGGAAAUAACAUGUGUAUAGAGAUGUUUUUGCUAGCAGGAAGAAGCUAUGUGGUCUUUAUAGUGUAUUUCAAGGUAAAUAAGAUGGAAAUUUUUCCUAGCAUGAGAAGAAAUGCUUUGCAUAACUGGCAUAUUCCCCCCCCCUUACUGUUAAGAGUUACAUGCAAGCUCUAGGUUGAUUUGUCGUGGGAAACAAUAUUUCAGUUUGGUUUUCUUUGAAAUUAUACAAAAGGUUGAAUGGUAUCAAUUGUGUAGAGUAUACCUGCACUAGAAGAUCAGAAGCAAACAACUGUUAAAAUAAUUGUGGAUUUGGUCUACUCUUCAGAGUUGGGUAUGAAAGUAAUACUUGCUUCUUGCUGAUUAUGAUGUUCGUUGUUAUUACAGCUUUUGACGUUGCAUAACCAUACUCUGUAGUAUUUCAGACCACAAUGUUUAACUUAAAUGUUUUCAGCCCAUUUUCUCUCCACCCCCUCCCUGUAAAGCAACAUUCUAUAGCUGAAGUGUCCUUUUGGUUUUCCUUGUAAUAGUUAAGUUCCACUUCUGGUUUUGAAGAUGUGCACUGCUCCUUCUUAUCGGUUGCCCUUAUAGAUGAUACUUAAAUUGUACCUCAGAUUGUCCACAAAAUGAGCAGGUCUGGGGAAAAGAAUUAUUCCAGGAGCCAAUUUCAAGUUGUUAUGUGCUGUCUGUUCACAAAGUGGCAUGGAUUUGAAGUUCUUGGGCAGUGACACGUACUCCUAACUUUUAGAUGUCCAGUCAUUCAGCCUCCUGAUACGGAUCCCAAAGGCAGUUGCACUGGAAAUGGAAAACUUUUAUUACAGAGCAUAGUCUCACUUUCCCUCCAAACAUUAUUCAUGUGAUUAGUGGAGAUGAUGGUAAUUCUUUUUAAAUGUUCCCAUUCUUAUGGGAGAUACAGUGGUACCUCGGGUUAAGUACUUAAUUCGUUCCGGAGGUCUGUACUUAACCUGAAACUGUUCUUAACCUGAAGCACCACUUUAGCUAAUGGGGCCUCCCGCUGCCGCCGCGCCACCGAAGCACAAUUUCUGUUCUCAACCUGAAGCAAAGUUCUUAACCUGAAGCACUAUUUUUGGGUUAGCAGAGUCUGUAACCUGAAGCGUAUGUAACCCAAGGUACCACUGUACUAUUUUCGUGUAACUUGCUCACGUCCUGGGAUUUCCAAAUAACUACUGACUAUUUUGCAUGCCUACGUACAAGAACAGGAGAAAUUUUCCAAGCGACUUUGUCAUUGUGCUGUUUACCUGAUAUAACACUUGAUUGAAUUAUUUUAUUACAUUUUGUAUUAUAAUAUUACUAAUAAGGAUAACCAGUGUUAGAUCAUCAGUAUUUUAAAUGUGCUUGAUUUAUUUUAAAAAAUACAAGACUUAAAACUGGACUUCAUUCCAUGUACAGUAUCUCUAAUAUAGUUCUUUUAGGGGGGAAAGUAAAGUGGAUUUUUAAUGUAUAAUUAAAACAAGACAGUUUUAUUUUGAAAUACUUAUUCUCAUCUUAAAAGCAUUAUAAAAAGCAUGUUGGCCUCCUUAUAGAAUCCUCUUUUAUAGAUUUAAGCUUUAUAGGCUAGGAGUUAAAUGAGACUUAAUCGUAAGUGUAUAUGUGGUUGUAGCCUACAAGUUACAAUAUAUACUGUUCUGACCUCCUUGAAAAAUGCACUGCUGCUUUUUAGUACUGGCAGCUAUAGAAAUAAAAUGAAUAGUUCUAAAGCUUAGACUGAAAUUCUGAAUAUAAACGUAUCCAUCAGAUUUAAUGAAAAGAAUUCCCAAAGUGAAUAUAAUUCAAGUACACUUCCAAUCUCAGCAGUUUUAUAUGAUGGGAGGAAGCUCCUUUCAGUUUCACAAUGCUUUGAAUUUUUUUCACUUUCAUAAUAAAUAAAUAUUGCAGGGUUUUUGGUUGCCCUCUAAGGAAAUGCAGUGCAUUCUUAAAAUAUAGUGUUGAAUACUGACAAUGAUAACCUGUUUAUACAAUGACCUGGUUUUCACAUAACGCUAAGCCAAACUAUGGGUAAUUGCAAAUUUUCAGGUGUCCAGAGAAGCUUGGCUGCUUUUCUCCUCCUCCAGUCCUGCUGCUGUGAGCUAAAAUGUGAGCUGUAAGCCACAGAACAAACAUUGACUACAGCUCAUGGUGUGCCUAAACUAGAGCAUGAUAAACCAGAAGCUUGGGUUCAUACACAACCCGACACAACAUGCCAAACCAUCACAUGGCUCACAGCAGCAGGACCAAAGCAGCCAUUGUCUUAUCUUGGAGCUUGCAGUCUUAUAUGAUGGGAGGAAGCUCCUUUCAGUUUCACAAUGCUUUGAAUUUGCUCCCAUAGUUUGACUUGGUAUUAUGUGCAAACUGGGCAACUGAAAACGAUUGCUGAAUUCCAAUGGCACACUGCAAACAAAACAUUGGGGGGUGCUUAUUGUCUAAUUUAACAUUCUGCUAAAGAAUGAUAAAGGAUUCCUUGCACAGAAUUUAAUUAAAAUCUAAGCUAAUAAAAGCAAAUUCUAUCAAUAUUUUAGAUAGAUUAAGGAAGGAUGGUAAAUGUACUAUUAAUAUACUAUUAAUAAUUCUGCUAGCUUUGUCCCAUUGCAUUCAAGAAUAAGCUCCUGAAGACUUACCCCACACACCACCCCAUUACUGCACAGGUGGCAUUUCCACAUAGAGAGUCACAUGAAAUGUGUGUAGAUUGUGUAUCACAAAUGCAAAUGCUUGUUUUGCUAUAAGUUUAAAAAAAGUGUUACCUUGCCCAUAUGUGUGUGGGUUUCAUGUAAAUUCCUGCAAGCAAAUGCCAUUUGCAUUGCUCUUUAUGAUGAUUUCUCUCUGUCUUCUUGCUCAAUCAAAAACUUUUAGCUAUAAGUGAUAUUGCCAUUUAGUCUUUUUGUUUUGUUUUUCUAGUUAUCAGGAGUGCUUGAUGACUGCUUAUGCGACAUAGAAAGCAUUGAUGACUUCAACAAUGUUAAGAUCUUCCCCCAAAUACAGAAACUUCUAGAACGGGACUAUUUCAGAUACUACAAGGUAGAGUAAAAAAUGGCCUAUUACUAUAUAGUUUAGUGCAGACAUUCUCAGACUCUCUGCUCCUUGGUCCAUGUGAGUGAGCUGAAAACCCACCAUUUACAAACUGGUGGUGAUAUUUUCUGUUGAUACCUAACCUCUCUUUGGAAAUUACUAAAUUCUAUGCCAUAGUAGUUUUCUUGUGGAAAGGAGUUCCAUCAUUCAGACUUUUAUCUGGGUGUUAUUUGCCAAUACAAGACUCUAAAUGGAGAAGGCUUUUUAUUUUAUAUCCACCCCAGCAUUCUCUUUAAUGUCUGUUUACUCUAUCUGCUGUCACUUUUUCUCUUUUCCUUCUUAACCUAGCCCGAAAGUGUUAGUUUCUUUCAUCCCUGCUCUUUUACAUUUACUUCUCCCUCCUUUAACAACUUUCUUCUUGUAACUCUUUCCCCUCUCUUACCACUUUGUUCUAUUUUUUAAAAUAAUGUUUUAUCUCUGUUUAAAUUCCUAUGGGAAGCAAGACCUCUCAUCUCUCUGUCUUUCUCUUUCCCUCCUCCUGCUCCCAGCUUCUAUCCCUCAGUCACCUUUACUCCGUAUGCAGGGAGUUGGCAUCCAUCCAACCAAAAGGCUACAGUAUGAUCAGGGAUGGGGUGGGUAAGGGAGGAUGCACUGCAUUGGCAGUGGAAAGAGGAUUAAGUCCCACUGGUGGUCCUGGCUUAUCGCUUGAGAAACACUGGCUUAGUGAAAUCGAUUUUUCUUUCUCUGUUCUCCUACGAAGUAAAAGAAAUACUGGGGUUAUAGUAAAACUGUACUAAAAAUGAAACCUACUUCAAAGCUUCAAAUUAGUGUGAAAAGGAAAUACACUGUGGGUUGGAAGAGCAGUACUGUACUCUGAAACACUGUAUACCAUUGUUGGAUUUCUUACCUCCCCAUUACCAUAAGGUCCCAGAAUAGGUCACAACAAUAUAAAAAUACAAAAUUGAAAUUAGUUAAAACCUUUUACAAUCACAAAACAUAAUAUGUUCUGCUAGUUUUUGGAAAAACCACCCUCAUUUUGAUGUAACUGCUGUCUUUAGAACCUGGAGUUGGCUUCAGAUAAGUUAGCCUUUUCUUUCUUAAUGGAAUUGGUUAAAAACAAAAAUGGAAAGGAUUUGCUGAGACAAUUAACAACUAGAAUACAAAAAAGGGAGGUGUGAGGAGGUCGAUGAAAUAAGGUAAUGACAGUUAAGGAUUUGAGAAUACUGGAUCUGCUUUUAAAUUUUUUUUGUUUAAUUCUGCUUUUUGAUUUUGAUGUAUUAUGUGUUUUGCCUUUGCUUUUUGAUUUUGACUUUUAUCGAAUUGUAUUGUUUAAUUGUUAUCUGUUCUUUUUUCUUCUUUUCUUCCUUGUUUUUCUUUGUAAUCUUAAAACUCUCAAUAAAUAUCAUUUAAAAAAAAUAAAAUAAAAACAGUACCUGAAGAAUUAAAUGAAAACCUUACCAGGUACUUGAGCAAACAAUGAUGUCCAAAUGUGGCUAAACGUCCUUCAGCAUUGCUUGAUCCAAGGUGUACUAUAGUGAAAGUAAACUAAUGUUAGAUAAAAGCUGUCUUCUGUGAAUGUGAAGCAGAUACAGUCUACACCUGAUGGUUUUGGAAUUUGCUCUUGAUAAGCUGUAUAACUGAAGGUUAUAACAUUUAAUGUGGCCAUUUCUGUUUCAUACAGUGCUGUAUCAAAAUAGUUGUAAGUUUAUCAUCCACCCUCUCCCCUCUAAUCUCUCCCCCUACCUCCGGAUACCAUAUUGUCUUACAUUGAACGUAACCAAAAGACUUUAUAAUCUGAAGAAUAACAACAACAAAAGAUAUUGUAUGUUCUUUUGUAGUUCAUGAAAAUCUCUAAUAUUUUUUAAAAGAAUAAAAGAAAAAUUAUUACCCUUUGUAAAGUAUUCUGUUGUCCAGCUACCAACUUCAUUGGCAAUUGUGCUAGAAACUUUGUUAACAUUUAGGAUUUUCUGUUUUAUUGUUCACUGCAUCUUCAUAUAUAAUCUUUUGUUCCACCUGUCCUCUUCCCACUCACAGAAUGGCCAAAUAUAGCAAUUUUUAUUUAUUUUAUUUUUGCAACCAUGUUGCAAAAAAAAAAAAAAGUGUUUUAAAAAGGGACUUCCUCUUGUGCAGGGCAAGUUCCCUGAAUUCUAUCCAUCUUUCACCAUCCCGUGUAGGCCUCUGAGUCCCAUCUCAUUUUAUUACAAGGAUCAUUGGUGGGAUCCAGAAAGCCCUAGCACGCAAGUAGGGGUCAUGCCUCUCUGGAUCCAACCCUGUAUUUUUAAUAGUAGCUGUGUAGUCAUUAUGAACAACUGGCUUAGUCAGAAGGUGCCUAUUAGAAAAUGUAAUGUUUCUCCCCAGUUCCCUGUUGCUAAAAACAAUUUCCUCUUUGACUCCAUCCCACCCCAAAAAGGGUGCUAUGUAUUACUUCGAUUCGACUAAAAAGAUUUUAACUUUAUCUUGCUUAUGACAUUUUUCGUAUCCAGCAGCAGUUGAUAAAAAUGUUGCAUAAGCUAUGAGUCAUUUGUUGGAUUACUGUGUGAACUCUACACAUUUAAAAGUAGUUUAGGUUUAAUUGGGAAGGAUUUGUCCUAAUUAAAAAUUUGAAACAAUAUUCUAAACUUUCUGAACUUGCAUGUGGGAUACGUGCACUGUAGUAGCUGUAGCUCACUUUUUUGCAAAAUUUGAGGCCUGUGUAUAUUAAAGGAAACUGAAACUUUUCAGUUAUCAAAGUGUGGAAUAGAAAUGAACUAUUUUAAAUGUAAGAUGCCAACAGACCAGGUUUGAUUUAAGUAAUGCUGUAAUCUUUUAAAGAAUAUCUAAGUGGUGCAUAUCAGCUGUGGCUGCAAUUGUAUGUUAGAUAAGUCCUUGUGCUAUGGUUGAAAGAGGAUUAAGAAUUUUUGAUCUUGGAAACUGUCUUCCUUUGCACUGAUACCGUUAAUACUGUUGAUGUAACUUGAAGUGGGGGCUUGCAUUUUAAAGCUUAAGCUUCCUGGAAGACGUGUGAUUCCUGUUUAAUCUGGAUGUGCUGCAUCUGCUUGAUUGCAAACAACACUUGUGAGGUUAUUCUGUGGAAAUCUUUGGCUGAAUCUUUUUUAUAUUAAAUAUAUUACAAUAAAAUUGCACAAACAAAUCUCUAGCACACCAAUAAAACAAAACACAAGCAAUAAGGAACAUUUUCAACAUAGGUUCAUGCAACUAUAUUCACUGCAAGACAUCAACAUUUGACAAGUAAAUUAUUCGAUUAUGGGUGUUCCUAUUUUCAUUAUCUUGAAAAAAUUAGAAGAUUUAGCAGUGUUAAAAAGUAUAAUAUUAGUUCUUUCUUAGCAAUAGGUACAUAAGAAUUUUCAAAAGACAAUGGAUAGGAUUGUUUUGUUCUUUCAGCCCAUUUUAUUUAACUGUUUGUAAAGCUUUAUUGGCACAUCACUGUGGCUUCCCACUUCCCCCUUUGAUGAAUUGAGUAACUUGCAGAAUUCAGGUUCAGCAACUUCUCUGAUCAAGAACUUUUACAAAAUAGGUCAAGUAACAUCAAUCACAUUUUGUACUGAUCAUUCAUGUGAGGCCAGAGGAGAAGGCACAAAAAAGCACUGGACUGUAUUUUUUUCUGUGGUAUUGAGAUGUUGUUAAUGCAAUCAAAUCAAAUUAUUCCCAGAACAAAGCUUCAGAAAUUGCUUGUGCGGGCACCCCCAUCCCAUGCUUGUAGCUGGCUCAUAUUUUUAAGUCAGCCGAAUAAAUGAAAACUCUAGAUAUUUGUUUGCUCAGCCCUAAUCUUUCACUUUUUUUUUAUAAGAAAGCUUAUUCUAUUGAAGGGAAGUUUCCCUAUUUAGUUCAAAAUUAAUUGACUGACAGCAUGUAUAUGUUUCUUGGUUUUAAGGUUAAUCUGAAGAGACCAUGUCCUUUUUGGGCUGACGAUGGCCAUUGUUCUAUCAGAGAUUGCCAUGUAGAGCCUUGUCCCGAGGUAUGUUUGCAAAUAAAGGAGGAAACCAGAAUAGUAUUGCCUUUGUUGAACAGAAUAAUAUGGAACCUUACUUACUGCCAUUUUUGCAAGAGUUUGCAUAACACUGAUAUGAUUCUGUGUUGAUGGGAGUGGGGGUUAACAUACUUUAGAGUUGCAGGAAGUUUGACAGCUUUUAUUGGCAACACAUUGACUGCUGUUGGAAAGCUACUUUGCUAGUGAAAUUUUAGUUUUGUGUAAAGAUAGGCAACUGUAGUUCAGUUUAAAUAGCAGAUAAGAUAACUUCAGAGCUCAAAGGGUACUAUCUUUCAGUGCUAUUAAUGACAGUAAUACGACAGGGGCUUAAAGAGUGUUUAGAUUUUUGGCCAUCAUAUUAUGAACAGUUCUGAUUUAAAUGCUAACUCAUCCUAAGCUUUUCAUAGAGAAGUUCCACUGAACUUUUUUCAAUGAGCUUGCUUACUAGUAAAUGUGCAUAGGGUACCCAUAGCAAAAAUGGUCAAAUCAUAAAUGAAAUGGAACUGUAUCCCAGCGUGGAGUAUUGAUGCUCAAACAGUUUUUUGCUGGCGUGGCUCAUUGAUUUAGCAAUCUUCAGUUAGUCAGUGUUGAGAAUGAGUGGGUUGCGAAUGAAAAGGUUGAAUAAUCAUGUAACUUGUUUGCUUCUUCUAGAGUAAAGUACCAGUUGGAAUUAAAGCUGGGAGUGCUAACAAAGUGAGUAAGCUCUUCUGAAAUAAAAAAUAUGGACUUUUCUGCCCCCCACUGCACUAGGAAAACAUCUGACUGGCAUGUUGCAUUUGCCUCAGAUGCAAGUGAUAGCUAUCCACUCCUGCUACUUUAGCAGCUAACAUAGCAUUGUGCUAUGUGAAGCAUGAUGGUGCAUUCUAGGUGCUGUUUGUAUAGGAGUGCAUUUCCUCCCCUCCUAUGAGAGAAAAUUGAAGCUGGCAGCAGUGCUAGGAAGUCCCACUGUGUUUCCUUGCCAUGGAUACAGUUGAUGAGGCUCUCUGGGCUCCCCCCCUCCCAACCUUGUUUUCCAAGGUGAGCAGAAGCUAAGUCGGCCAAACCUGGUAGCAUGGGCAGCUGGUCAGGAGGCUUUUAUAAUGUAGCUUCCUGUUAAACAAUCACUUGUAAAAUUGCCUCUGGGGGAAAAUGUUAAGCAAACACUGAAAAUACUUCUCCUUAAUGCAUACUUAAAUCCCAGAUAUGCAUAUAUAAAUAAAAAAUAGUGAUAGAAGAAUUUAUGGCCUACAGUACCAUAAAUGUGCAUAAGAAUAGAAGCUUCUGUCUCUGGUCCAGAGAAUGGUAAUACUUGGAAAUAUUAAGUGCAUUUAAUGCUUGUGAGGUGUUACCUCGCUUGUCAGUCAUGGCUGCAUUGGGUAAGUGACAGGCAAAUGCCCUAAAGAUUUAAAACGAAAAAUAUAUUCGUUGGUGAUAUUAAAUAUCAUAUACUCUGCCUUGCAGUAUUCAAAGAAAGCAAACCAUACCAAAGAACUCGAAGACUGUGAACAAGCUAACAAACUAGGAGCAAUUAAUAGUACAUUAAGGUAAGCCCUUUUUUCAUUGUUAACUGGAGUGGCAAGGCUUGAUAUAUUUAGCUCUUUUUGGACUUUUCUCCAUACAUACUAUUCUUGUAAGUUCUGUGGUAAAGAGAACAUGCCAGUGUUAGAUUUCACUUACACAAAACAUAUUUAUUUGUAGCUGUUGGUCCAAACAUACUUUUAUCAGUUGAACUAAAAAGACUAACAUGAUGAAUACAAACGGAGGAAGCAAGCUGUUCCAGAUAUUGACGCCUAGUUUUUAGAACUGUUUCUCUGCUGGUAGUACUGUACGUAGGCAUUAAUUUUGAAAUUCACUUGCAGAUUCACUUCCUCCAUUUUCUUUCAACCAAGUUCUGUGUGCUAAUGCUGGAUAAGGAGUAAGGAUUAAAAAGUGAUACAGCAGCAUAUAAACAUGUUUGUUAGCAUGAUGGUCUCAAGGAUAGCUAUCUAAACAAACUAGUGCUAUGUAUCUGGGCUGAAUAUACAGUUCUAGUGUUAAUUGUAAACUAGUGCUGUAUGAAAGCUUGGCAGUUGAUUACUUGCCGUGUUACUUUAUGAGAAAUUAGUUGCACUUUAUGCUCUUACGACAGUUUCAUGUAGUCAGUGUUAGUUUCAUAAGAUUACUUUUAUCUAAAAAAAAAACCUUUUCAUUUUUAUGAGCUUCCUUGAAGGUCCUUUUGGGAUGAUGUUGGUAGCAAUCUCUGUUUUUAAAAGUGAUGGGAAAACAUAAAAAUGAGAAAUGAGACCAUAUUAUGUCCAUUUACCACUAGUCUAUUUUUUCUCCUUUCCACAGCAACCAAAGUAAAGAGGCUUUCAUUGACUGGGCCAGAUAUGAUGAUUCACAGGACCAUUUUUGUGAACUGGAUGGUAAAUUUGUUCAUUCUUUUGAACUAUGUUUUAUUAGGCAAUGUGUAGCUAAGUCAAUUGAAAAUCAUCUUCAUGUACUUCACAAAAGAGAAAGUAUGCCAAAAUAUUUAUACUGUGCUCUUAAAAAACAGCCUCAGUUCUGAUCUUCCAAACCAAAAGGAACCGUGGGCUCAUGCAAUCCCCGUCUCUUAGUUUUAGCACUAAACAUAGUUUGCUGUGAAGAGUAAACCUAUUAAAGAUCAACACCUCCAAUUGUGGAUCCUGAUAUAGCCAAGACAGUACCACCUGUGAACUAGAGGAAGGGUAUCAGCAGGAUCCAAAGAACCCAACUCUUUUCAGAAGCAGAAAUAUUUCUGGGAGAAGAAAAAACUGGGACUGAGCACAUUCAGUGGCAAUGAAAUUCUGACUUAAGGGUGGUGGAAAUGAUGACACAGAAUUCCAGAUGUGAAGGACAAGCAUAUGGAGUAUCUUUGAAGAUGGCUUGGCUGGCUGGAAUCCUGAAUAGGCAUCCUCUACAUUGCCACAUUUGGUUGCAGGUCCCACUUGUACAGUCCAAAUCUUCAAAUACUGUUAAUAAUUUUAAACCAGAAUAGGCUUAAUUUAAAUAAGAAAACUAAGCCAGGAUAAGAAACCCUCUUCAAGCCAUGACUUCUGAUUGUGAUUUGGAGCACAAACACUGGUAAUUAUUUACCAAUUUGGACAUAAUUGAAAGUCACUGUGAACAUUAUAUGGGAAACGGAGAAUGGGGCACUUACUCAAUAUUUUUUUCUAAAGGCAAGAAAGAGCUAAAUCUCUUCUUGUUCAUAAUCUACCAACCUAUGAUUUGCAAGAUCAUCUGACCUGUACCCUAGUAUUGUGCUUGGAAAGUGUUGAAUCAGCUAGUGUCCAAAGGCCUCAAAUUGCAAAAACAAAGCAAAAGCCCUAACAAAAUGUUGCAUUCAAAGUCAAAGAGAGGAGAGAGGAUGAAGGACACUCAACAGCAAAAGUGCUGAAAACAGCUCUUACAAUAAAUAUUCAUUCUAGAACCAGUUAUAAGCCCAUGUAUACAGCUGCCUUGUCUUCUAACCCUGGGUUUUCUCCUUUUUAUGUGGUUAUAAUUAGUAUUAGAUAAACAAGUUAAAUUAAGAAAGUUAAAAUGUGUCCCCCAUAACUGGAAAUUAGGCUCCUUUAAUAAAAUACUGUAUUCACAUGUGUAAUUGUGCAUGUUUGAAGUGUAAGUAAUGAGUAACUUGGUACUCCUGUUCUAUCUAGUUUCCCAGCAUUUUGCAAAUAAUGAAGAGGGAAGUAGCAGUAGGCUACCUGCUGAAGCAUUUUACUUUGUCUAAAUAAGUCUCCUGUUCCAAGUGUAGAUAAUAAAGGGCAAGAUGUAAAUAAGGUGGGGCAAUUUGCCAUCUGUACAAGCAUCUAGGUAAUGUGAUCAGUAGUAAUGAUGCAUUUGACUUUUUACAUUAGCCAAACUGUUUUAUCUUCCUGUGUAUGUGUGUGUGUGUGUGUGUGUGUGUGUGUGUGUGUGUGUAAAUUCACACACAAUUGUACAAUUAAUGCAUAAUUAACAUCUCUAUUUCUUCUUUAGAUGAGAGAUCUCCUGAUGCUCAGUAUGUGGAUUUGCUGCUGAAUCCAGAGCGUUACACUGGAUACAAAGGGCCCUCUGCAUGGAGAGUAUGGAACAGUAUCUAUGAAGAAAAUUGCUUCAAGUAACUGGGAAGGGCGGGCAGAAUUUAUUUUGAAACAUUUGAGAUUCUUUGGAUUACAAAAACAUAUUUCUAAUCUCUUUUCCUUUAGGCCACGAUCAGUGUAUCGUCCACUAAACCCUCUGGCACCCAGCAAGGGUGGGUCACUAAAUACUUUGUAAUUAUAAGAAUGGUUUUGAAGGUUCAAUACAGCCAUGCCAUUUAGGAAACCAGUAAGGAUUUAAUGAAUGGAGAUGGCCCACUUAAUUAGACUUGCUAAUGUUCCUUCCCCCUCAAGCAUUAGUGUUUGUUUAUAUAUUCAUAAGAUGCAUAUCUUGCAUUUUGAUAAGUGCCCUCAAGGUGGCUUGCAAAACAAAUUAUCAUCAUUAAUGCUACUUUUACUAGUUAAAUGUAUUAAUUGUCUACAGCCACUGCCUCUAGGCUACAUACAAUAAAAUGUUAAUGGGCCAAUAUUCAAUACAACUAUUACUCCACUAUUACUAAUAUAACUAUUAUUCUCCUGACUGGAUUGAGCUUCUGAUUUAGCACACCCACUGCCCCUCCUGCUUGAGUGGACAAGGGGAAAUAAGAGUUGUGUGUCAUCAGCAUAUUGGUGAUAAUGCCCUCCAAAAUGUAAUAAUACACCAAAUAAAUACACCAGCAAAAACUACAGAAGGUAAAAUAACAUGCAAGCAGCAAGAGAAAAACAGUAAAGACUCAAUGCCAUUCAGAGCCUGUCUAAAAGAUAGCAGUGAAAAAAACAGGCCAAAUGUCUGUGUAGAUGACACAAUCUCCUUGGUAGCCACCUAUCUAAUAUCUGCAGAUGAGGGGGCGCACAGAAGGACUAAAGAGGUCAGUUCAGCACUUUGAAUUGGGUUCUGAAACAUUGCAACAAUAUACUUACAGUAUUCCAUACCAGUUAACAAUCUGGCCACUUCAUUCUGCAUCACAUGAAGUUACCAGGACUGACAUACAACUCACAAAAGUAAAUUAGCGUUGAUGGUACCACAGCAUUGAUAAUUAUGGCUCUCUCUCCAAGACGGGAUGCUGCUAGCACCUUAACUAUACUUUUCAAAAGGCACCAUGAGCUAUGUAUGCCACUUGUGCAUCCAUCAGCAAUACUGGUUCCAAAAAAUAAUUUGUUCUGGUUGUAAUUACAUUUCCCCUUAAAUAACUGAUCAAAUGCAACUUACGUUUUAUUUGAAACUAUUUGCCAGGAAUAAGAAAGCAAAGCUACAAUUUGCAAAAAAAAAGGGGGGGGGAGUUGUAUGAAACUGAGAUCCCUGUACAACUCAGAAAUGUAGAAUUGCUUUUCAAAAUAUCAGUAAAAUUAGCAAAUGCUGCAACAUUAUUUGAGUUUGUUGAUUCUCUAUAUUGCAUUUAAAUGUUUAUCUGUGUUGUACAGUGUAAGAUCAUUAUUUUAGUACAUAUAUAUUUGUGCCUGAACUAAAUAACUGAUGGGUUGAAUCACAAAUCAAAAAGUUUAUAUAUUUAAAAAAUAACAGACGUGUGUUUGAUUUUCGGUAGAGACAUAAGAGGGGAAUAAAUUGUUCUCAUCUUCUGCAACUUUCUUUUUUUUUUUCAGGAGAGGAUGAUGGUGAGUCUUCAUAAUAUUCUUUACAAGUUCACUUUUACCCUUAAUGUCAACUAAAUACAUUCAGUAUGCUGGAUAUACAGUAUUUUUCCGUGUAUAAGACUAGGUUUUUCCCCCCUUAAAAAUAAUGUCAAAAAUUUGGAAAAAUACGGUACAUCUUUAAAAUACCUCAAUACUGAAUACUGUUGCUGAAUUACAAUAGAGGGUGAGGGAGCAAAAAGUGGGCAGGGAGGGAGAAAGAGAAUUAAAACAUACAGAACAUGACUUAGUUAGGAUUUGGAACACACUUGUCCAUCCUUUUUGGUGGGAGGGGCGGUACUUGCAAAAAUGGUGCUACUCUGAUGUAUGAUGUUGAAACUUGCCCCUCAAAAUAGAAAAAUCAAUGCUUCACAAUUUAAAUUGUGUGAAGGUGACAGAUGGAGAAUCAAGUCUUUAGCAGAUUCAGGUUUUCCUUAAAUCAUAUGCCCUGUGUUUUGGUUUCUGUCUAGUGUGUUUUAAAAAUCUGGAAUUUUGUUGAAGCUACUAAUGUGAAUUUAUUUCUGUGCUUACAGGAGAAUCUUUCUAUACAUGGCUGGAAGGUGAGCAAAGUACCUUGUUCAUUAGCAUUUCUAUACCUCCAAAAUAGAGGAUAGCUAUGUUAGUCCAGCUAUGCAGCUAUGAAAGUUCAUUUCACAGUAAGUUCAUUAGUCUCCAAAGGUACUACAGGACUCUCUAGCUGCUAGAGAGUCCUGUAGUACAUUUGGAGACUAAUGAACUUACUGUGAAAUGAACUUUCAUAGGCUAGAGAUAAGAAUGCUGUAGCCCAUGAAAUUUCGUACUACAGUUAGCUUGUUAAUCUUUAAGGUUCCACAUUACUUUCUGAUUUUUACCUCCAGAUAGAUUGUAAUGCAUCUGUACAGCUAACACUGCAGGGUCACUUUAACUGGAGGUAGGAACUGUGCUCUUACACCUUUUGGAAACUGUAAGAGCUCAGAUUGAAUAGGUCUCAUUAAAAUAAAUUGUUUAUAAAAGUAUUCGGAACAGAUUAUUUCCCCAAGCUUACCACUCAUCCCAUAAUAUGCUCAAAUAUGCUAUCCAUUAGUGCCUUUCACCAGUUUCUCCUUUCCCACACCCUCCAUGCCACUUCUGUACAUUCAGAUCCAACCUAGUUCAGACACAGUGAGAAAUUGUGGGUUUCUACUACACAAAUGAAUCACGAUGAGCCUCAAGUUUGGCUUCUCCCCUCUUCCUCUGGUACACAGUGAAAAGGAGAGAACCACUUCCCAUUUUAAACAAAUCACACUUUGAUGUCCAAACUUGUGGGCUUGGUUAUUGAGGAAUAGUUGAGUUUGGAAAUCAUUCCUUUAUUAUGGCCAUAGGCAACUGUGAUUUGUUUACAAUCCAACCAGAAAGCUUCAGAUUUCCUUAUGAGCUUGAAGAGGAGGGGGAUUUUAGCCCAAGGCUCACUGUAGCCCAUUACUUAGCAGAAAUGCAGGCCUAUGAAUCAUGCUUUCAUCAGUUCACUUUUUAAUAAUGCGUGUUCUACCUAGGUCUCUGUCUUGAGAAACGUGUAUUCUAUAAGCUCAUUUCUGGACUUCAUGCUAGUAUCAACAUACAUCUUUGUGCAAAUUAUCUACUUGAAGGUAUUUUAUAUUUUUAAUACUGUGAUCAUCUCCAUUAUUGUGGGAAGAUAAUUUUUAUCUCUGUGCAAGCAUAAUUCAGUUUGUCUAAAAUUGUUUUUCUCUGAUUAGAAACUUGGGGGAGACCUCGUUGGGGAUCCAAUGUCAAAGAAUUUAUCCAUCGCUUUGACUCCAGUGAAACAAAAAGUGAAGGUCCAAGAAGGCUAAAAAAUUUAUAUUUCUUAUAUUUGGUGGAACUACGCGCAUUGUCAAAAGUCGCAUCAUACUUCGAGCGUUCAAUUGUAGAUCUUUACACUGGAAAUUCCCAAGAGGAUACAGAGACAAAGUCCCUCUUGUUAGAAAUCUUCAGGGACACAAAGUAAGUGUGCCUUCCCAUCCCCAUAUUUAAUGUGCAACUAGAUACAGCUGCUUGAACAAUAUUGGAUUAAAAGAAACUACAAGAAAUUGCAUCAAAGGGAUAUCUGGAGUGUAAAAUAUAAGAGGAACAUUUCUUAACCUUUCCGAAAAGAAAAGCAAGCACUGGAAAAUGGAAAAAAAACCCCUCCACCUAGCUUUUGUCACAGUUACUGUGGACAAGAGGAAGUUUCCCUUGUGUGUACAAAAUUGGGGGGGUGGGGGAGCAUGUAGCCUUUUGAAUUUCGCCUAUUUCCUGUCCCACUUCUUCCUUCAGUCUCUUAGCCAGUAAUUUUGCACUCAUGAGAUCUAAGCAGACAAACUUCCUUGCAGAAUUGCUGGAACAUAAGUCACCUAUUAUGUAUAAAGUUAUUUAAUUGUCUGAAACAUGAAUAAAAUGAAAUUCUAAACUUUUUUAUACAGUUUUAAAAUAAAGGGUCUCAGGUUUGUCAAUUAUUCCAGUGCCUUUGUAUCCAUUGACCCAACACGGGAAGACGUGAGCAAGUUUACUGCAUAGUGAACAAUUGAAUAGAAUCCUGGCCCAUACCCAUCUUUUAUAGCUCUACAAGUAAAAGCUUGAAAAUUCAGGAACGGAACCAGGACUAUUGUAGGAGGUGGGACAGAGAGGUCUUUGCCAAGCCUGCCUUUGGAUGUAUCCUUGUCUCCCCCUGCUGUUUCUGUUUGUAUUUCUUCUUUAAUACUCUUUUGUCAAUUGGCACUCCCUGAUUCCCUUGCUGCAAGUUGUCUUCUGCUCUCUCAAAGCACCUCCUUUCCCAGACCACUCUCUUCACCAGUCCUGUUCCAUGCCCUCCUCAAGUGCUUUUGCUUGGCUGGAAUGUGUUUUUGAACAGCGCUAAAAUGUAUUUUGUUUGCCUGGAUAGAGGGAGAUUUGUAUGUAGAAAGGCCUGAUUUCAGUAUGCGUAAGAGUCAUAUGCAUUUCCGUGGCCCCUGGGAGGUUCUCCAUGAGGGAAUGUGCCUUUCAGGCUCCUCACCCCUGCUGUGGAGGGCAUGUAAAGGAAGAUCUGACUCAGUCUCAGAUCACAUGAAGAGUGCCUUAAGUCAAGUGUUCUGCCAUCCUGUGCUGUGACUUAUGAUUUGCCACUGAGAUAUUAUUGAGAAAUCCUACAACGUAGAUCCCUUUCACUUCAUUCUAAGCAGUAGAUUGAGAGUUUUUAGAUUAUUUUUGAUCAUUGACAUAUUUCAUUCACUUAGGUCGUUCCCUAUGCACUUUGAUGAAAAAUCCAUGUUUGCUGGAGACAAAAAAGGGGCAAAAUCUUUAAAGGUAAAUACAGUAAUGCCAGUGAAAUUUUUACAUAAGCUAUUCAAACAAGACAAAAAGUCUUACUUAAAAACUAGGUGUUAAUCUUUGGGGGGGAGUCUAUAGGUGUUUUGGGGACAGAUGAAAUUGGUUUGGUUAGAAUAUGAUUCAGAAUAGAGAACUGCUUAGUCUUGACUGUGGCUUCAGCAUGAGAACAUCUCUAAUUUCAUUUGAGUAAGACUCCUCACCAAACCCUAACCUACUUCUAAAUUCUCACACAUUUAUGAAGCACUUAAGCAAAUUACUGGAAACAUGCUGGAUAUUCCACUGACCAUAAAACUUUGGUACAUUGUUGCUAAUGGGCUGCAUCACUGAACGCGCCCUGUUGGUUUUUUGUUUUAGACUAGUCAUGGUAUUUACUUGCCUAAUUUUAGCACCAUCACAUUACAUUUGGAGGUCACAAACAAUGGUUCUUUCAUUUACCUUAAUAUGUUGAUGUUUUGCAAAACAGUACAGUGGUACCUCAGUUUAUGAACUAAAUCCAUUCCUGAAGCCCGUUCUUAAACCAAAACCGUUCUUAAACUGAGGCGCACUUUCCCUCAUGAGUCUUCCUGCCGCCGGUACCCUUCCACCGUUUGGAUUCUGUUCUUUAGACCGAGGUAAAGUUCUGAAACCAAGACACUAUUUCUGGUUUUGCGGAGUUUGUAAACCAAAUUGUUCUUAAACUGGACUGUUCUUAAACCAAGGUACCACUGUAUUAAACAUGGUUUAUUAUUAAAGCAAAUAUUUCCUAUAAUAACUGGUAUGGUUAUGUAAUACUGCCCUAUCCUAGCCAUGAUUAGAGGGUUUGGACUUCCCAGCUGGCUUUAUAGUCUCCUAACCUUUCAUGUGCAAAUUAACCUUUUCCUUUUCAGAGCUGACAGUGGUUAGUGUAGAAAGUACAGUAACCAGUUUGCAGGCCUUGGUUAGAAGGGGGUUUGUGAACUGCACUUUGAGCUAGUGAGAGCACCAGUGCAGAUUUAACACCACCUGGUGGUUAGUACUGAAAAGAGAAGAUGAAUUCAUACACAUGGAUGGGGGUUGAGGGGCGAAUCCACACUUUUUAUUGUAUCUUUAAAAAUUAUGUUUUGUUUUUAUUGGUAGGAAGAAUUCAGGUUACAUUUCAAGAACAUAUCCCGCAUAAUGGACUGUGUUGGAUGUGAUAAGUGCAGGUUAUGGGGCAAAUUGCAGGUAUGUGAUUUUUUUGUGAGUUAACAUGUUCUGGGGCUGUGAAAUGGUCUCCCAUGCAAAACCUUCUAACACAUUCUUCUGAUGCCAGGAGUUUGGGGUUCUUGCCUUGCAACAGGCCCAGAACCCUCGGGUUGGGACUCUGCCUUUUGUGGCUGGUUCAUAUCAGCACAGUGGUUCAUGUCACUACAAAGCCCCUAUUUAUUAGCCUUAGUAUGCACUCACGUAAUUUCAGUCUUUGUUUAUACAAAGACUUGUACCUUGAAUUCCAGCUUCAUAAACUGUACUUUGUUGUUGCUUUGAGUACAGUACAUAGUCUUACAAUGAUAGGAAUAUUUUUAGUAAUUAUAAAAUAUAAAUCAUACCUUGUUGAGACUUCUAUUCUUUGUAUUGCAGUUAUAUAUUCAUCAAGAAUAAUGGAAAAAAGCUGGAAAAUAGGGUUUUAUUAUUUUAUUGAGAAUGGUUUUAUUAAUAUGAACUGAAAAUAAAAUGGUGAAGGACUAGGAGACUGCAUGUAUUACUUUGUGUAAGGUUGGUGGCAGAAUGGCUUUAAUUGCUGCAUGAUAGCUAUAUAAAACCUUUCUGUUAUCAGUUGGGGGUUUGGGACUAGGAGGUCUGUAUUCUUGCUGUUUUACUGUGUUCUUUUAGACUCAAGGUUUAGGAACUGCUUUGAAGAUCUUAUUCUCGGAAAAGGAAAUAAAAAACCUUCCUGAAAAUAGCCCAUCAAAAGGUUUUCAACUGACACGACAAGAAAUAGUUGCUCUUCUAAAUGCAUUUGGAAGGCAAGUUAUAUUUUUACACUUAAUUCUUUUAUAGCUAUGUAGUUAUAGGCUAUGUAUUUUAAUUCGUCUGCACCAUCCCUCCCCCCCAUAUCAAUCUGCUACUGGGAUCCAACAGAAACCCUUAAAAUCCUAGCUUAAAAUAAAGCUGUAAUUUGAUUUCAGAAUAACUCCAGUUCAACAUUAAAUAUUGGGCUUAUAACAGAAGAGAAAACAUUAACAAAUGAAACAUCUAGGUGAAAUAUUAGGCUCAUAGUGAAUGAUGGAAGGGGUCCAAUGUAUUCCAAUAGCUGAAUGCAGUGGUGGCGGGUGGGUCUCUUUACCAAAGGACAUUACAAAUGAGAUAUCAGUGUUUCAAGUUUACAUUGUGAAAGUGUUAACAUAAGGAUAAUUUGGAGCAGAAUUAACCCCCUAAAGUCAAAUUACUUCUGGGAUCUGGGAUCCAGUGCUUUGUAAUUAGGUUUUUUUUUUCCUACACACAAGAAUGUAAGAGGGGAGUUAUAAAAAACACCAGUGCUCUAAGUGCUACAACCUAAAAAAAAAGCAAAAAAUAUGUGAUACAGGCCAGAUACUAAUGAUGUUGCGCAACAUUUAAGCAAGCAGAAUUCUUCCUUCCCUUCCUAAACCAACUAAAGCAUAUUUGGGGGACAACAGAGGGUAGGAGAACAGGAACUACUGUUGCACAAGCAGAAAUCCACUCUGAUUGCAGAUGGGUAUAUUUGAAUAUUGCACUCAUUUUUUCUUCCCUAUUUAGAGCAGUUGCUGGGACCCCAAUUAUAGUGGGGUCGUAAUUUCACUUUCCCAUUCAUUUUAAGAGUAGUAUAUUAGAUUCCUGAUGUCAGGGAAGAGUUAGAAGUUUUCAGUUUAUCAGAGGGAGAAAGCAUUCCCCAAGGGGGAAGGAGAGCAGUGAAUCUAACAGAAGGGAGCAAGAGGAACAACAGGGAGGGACCGGCUGUUCACAGGAAAGGCAAGGCUUCAGUUCUAGCUCAGAUUUGGAGGAGGGUAGAUACAGGCCAGCUCUAGCCAGGAGGUUAGAAAAAAGAGCGGGAAAACGAAGGGAAAGGCGCCUUCGCCAUUUUGAGGGUGGCUGGUCACGGAGAAGCAGAGCUCAGAAGGUAUCUGAAAGAAGUGACUCUGAGGAAUAAUAGUUAAGAACUGUUUAUAAGAUUAUUUUGUUAAUACACAAUAAAAAGUUAUAAAAGAACAAGAAGCGUUUGUGUGGUGAUCUGAAGAGGACAACGACCAGUCCUGACACCUGAUAGCUUCAUUAAGUUACAUGAAGCAGCACAUGUUGAUGGUUGACCCGAUGAUUGUUGAAGAGUACAUGGAAUAGGAAAUGGUUCAGGUUUGCUUUAAAAAAAUCUACAAAUAUUUCAAACAGCUGCUAGGGUUGAAUCCACAGCAACCACACUGUUACAAAGGUCUCUCCUAAUACGUUUUCAAAAAGAACAUUUUUAUUUUGAUCAAGAUACUAAAUAUAUAUUAGCCACAUGCAUGAGACCAGCAGUUUCCGCACUGAGAAUAGAAGUUUCAGCGUUCUGGAUUUCAUCUUCAGUUGCACAGGACACUAAUCCUGUUUUAUAGCAAAGUAUUGAUUCACACAAACAUUUCAGGUGAAAAAGUAAUAAUGAAGUUACUUUUUUCUUCAGCAUUUUUGGCAAAAUGAACCUUUUUGAAAGAACACUGUGAGGUUGUAUUGCCAGUCGUUGUGUCGUGAAAAAGGUACUGGACUGUGAGGAAUGAAUUAAUUUCCAGUGCCCUCAAGGCAGAGACUCUCAAACUAGGGAGUUUAGUGUUUCUAACUUGAGAUUGAUUACAAUGUGCAAUCUUUUUAAUCUCAAUCUUUUUUUUCUGCUGCAUCACAGGCUUUCCACAAGUAUACGAGAACUGCAGAAUUUCAAAGCUUUAUUACAACAGAGAAGUUAACGAAGGCUUUUCUACUUAGUGGUGGAAGCAACCAUUCAUUUGACAUUGGGAAAGACAAAAUCAAUCUUUAUACAAACUGUUCUAAGGGGGGCGGGAUAUAAUACCAACUUGAAUAUUUAAGGUAGGAAAGGUUAGUCAUUGGACAAAAUAUUUAAGUAUGAAGUACCUAACUUUAAACAUGUAAAUUAUGUUCAUCCUUCCACUGUUCAGUGUGUUUAUCUUUGUACAUCUCUUGAACCAUCAUUUGUUAUGAACUUUUAUUAUUUUGUCUAUUCAGAGACCCUUGAUUUACAUCAAACUGCACUUACUACGUCAGGUGAUAUGGAAAACCUUGCAGUGUUGCUCAAAAAUAGCUGGUGGUCAUAUUUUUAACGUUUGCUUGUAUCUGAAGGACCAGGUGCUGUUAAAAUAUUUUCUGUGUUUUGAUGUCUGUUAACAGUAGCUGAAAUGGCCAGUAAAUUUUUACUAAAAUAAGCCCCUUGGCACCCAGGGGAGACCAGCAUUCUUCAAUCACAUUUUGUUUUAUUUUUGUACUUGCUUCCUUUCCUCCUCCUUAAUUUUCUGUUUCUCCAUAUCACCGUUGCCUUCUCUGUGAGGAGACAAGACUGGGUUAACUGUACUCCAGAGUCCCUCAAUUCCUGUUAUGCGUGUCCACUGAAGGGGCCUUUAGAGUGAAGUGCUGCUAGCUUGAAAUGCUUUGCUCAAGCCUGCUGUUGGCUCUUUACCAUGUAGCCAAAACCUCUCUCUCAAUUUCUAGAGAGCUAAGAAAAUUUUAAUUAUACCACUUGCAAUCUUUCAAGAUUGACACCCAUUCUCCCUGUUCUGGUAAGCCCCGUAAUAUUUUUGUGAGACUAAAAGCAAAAUACUCCUAGACAAACACUUUAAAAAUAGUGUCAGUUCUCGGAAUUCAGUACUGCAUAUCCUGCCUAUGCAAUCUCCCAUUUGUACCUUACAAAAAGAUACACAAUGUCUGUACUAAAACGGGUAUGCUCUGCAGAAAUUUGAUUCUCGAUCAUUUCUUGCAAAGGGGACUUCCAUUUAGUCACUGCAGAACAAUAGCAGAAAACAAGUAAUUUUUAAAAUUUUAAAUACAAAGGAAGAGAAGUUCUGUAACGUGCGAUGGAGCAGCUGACUUAGAAGCUGUCUGUGAUGUAAUAUUUGUAUUUAGUGAGGGAUGUUUGAGUACAGCAUGAAUGUCAAUGUUGGUACAGUAUAUAGAUUUGUACAUAAGUUUUGCUUUGAUAAGUAAAAUAAUCUGAAUUAAAAUGAAUUAAAAGUGCUCUUAAACACUUCU
Messenger RNA from Podarcis lilfordi (Lilford's wall lizard), 22500 nucleotides. NCBI's taxonomy places the organism in Eukaryota, Metazoa, Chordata, Lepidosauria, Squamata, Lacertidae. The record is from the annotation of a GenBank genome assembly.